AUGAACGUAGAUGGUAACGUCGAAGAAUGGUCUGAGAAACCCAUCAGGGAUAUUGGUCUUGGCACGUCGAUCAUCCGAGGCUCAACUGUUGGCCGCGCCGAGCUUCGGUCGCCCGUGUCGUCACCGCGAUCGAGUCCCGACCCUGAAUUGGCCCAAUUUCUCAAGUCCCGCAUUCAGGACGAAUUUAUAUUCACAAACCAUGAGGACGACGCCGAAGGGUUGCGAGAAGAUGCGGUGGCUAGCGACGAGGAAGCCGAACUCGUACUCUUUGCCGGACCGUCGCAGACCGCCGAAUCGCACAAAAUCCGACUCUCGUCCCCAGAUGCGACUGGGGAGCCAGGUUUACUGGUGAAGAAGCCAAGAAGCUAUUACUUCACAGAUGAAAUUACAAGUGAGAAGGAAGAAGAAUAUAAAGCAGCUGCGGUAACGGGAAGCGACGUGCUCAACAUGGCGAAGCUGCCAUGGCCUGGCUGUGCGCUGCCGUGGAAGGUGCACACGAUCACGCCUGCCGGAUUAAAGAAGAAUGUUCUCGUUGGGCAUCCUCCCACGCUAGUUGAAGUCGAGGACAAGAAUAAACAGAGGACACGCAAGGGGAAGAAGAGCAGGAUUGCUUUGCGGAAAAAGAUGCAAGCUGCCGACGACAAACAAGCGGAGCAAGCGCGGAUUGCUCAAGAAAAGGAGGAGGCAGAACGUGAGAAGCGUACAAGAAGGAAUCGCGAGAAGAAGGUCAAGCGGAAGGCGCGAGAACAAGCAAAGAAGGAAGCUGCAGCUGGCCCGGAAGCCCCCACGCCUGCAUCUCCCGGAUCGAAGACCUGA
Didymosphaeria variabile is the source of this 816-nucleotide messenger RNA. RefSeq lists its product as uncharacterized. Lineage: Eukaryota; Fungi; Ascomycota; Dothideomycetes; Pleosporales; Didymosphaeriaceae. Bases 1 to 816 code for a protein of 271 amino acids. The transcript has 2 exons. The record is from RefSeq and is a predicted model, not a curated record.